CAGUUACGUCAGUUUAGUAAUCGAUACUACAUUCACUAGUCUUAAUAUAAUGCUAUUGUGAAUUUACAUUUUGUUGCAUCACUUCUUUAGCUGCAAAAAUGGCGUCUUGGAAAAUCUGGUUGCCUGUGGUUAAAGCUGAUGAAGAAGAGGACUUGGUGGAUCCACAAGCAACUCUUCGGGAAAAAUGCCAAGCCAAGGGUCAUAUUGAGUCUUUGUACAACAAGUACCAGGAGUGCAACGAUCGCGUCAAUGGACGAUCUAAGACAUCCGAGACCUGUAUGGAAGAAUUAUUUGACUAUGUCGCCGAAUUGGAUCAUUGCGUUGCUCACAGUCUUUUCAACAAAUUGAAAUAAAAGAAAGUCUAGAUUUUCUUGUUAAAUUAAAUGGUUGAAAAAGAACAUUGAAA
Molecule: messenger RNA, 406 nt
Organism: Drosophila bipectinata
Lineage: Eukaryota; Metazoa; Arthropoda; Insecta; Diptera; Drosophilidae
Gene: UQCR-11
Product: Ubiquinol-cytochrome c reductase 11 kDa subunit
Biological process (GO): mitochondrial electron transport, ubiquinol to cytochrome c
Source: RefSeq, a predicted model, not a curated record